This is a messenger RNA of Trichoderma aggressivum f. europaeum, 1167 nucleotides long. RefSeq lists its product as uncharacterized. NCBI's taxonomy places the organism in Eukaryota, Fungi, Ascomycota, Sordariomycetes, Hypocreales, Hypocreaceae. The record is from RefSeq and is a predicted model, not a curated record. The transcript has a single exon. Gene Ontology annotation, molecular function: FMN binding; NADPH dehydrogenase activity. The coding region runs from base 1 to 1167 and encodes 388 amino acids.
AUGCCAGCACAGAAAAUACCGGCGACAUCCAAAAUAUUCCAGCCUCUCAAGGUCGGUAGAAUUACGCUGCCUCAUCGCAUAGUGAUGGCACCGCUUUCGCGAUAUCGCAACAGCGAUGACCACGUGCCUCUGGAUAUGGCAGUCGAGUACUACUCCGACCGAGCGACCGUCCCUGGGACGCUCAUCAUAAGCGAAGCAACAGCAAUAUCUCAAGACGAUGAGACUGAUCCCAAUGGUCCUGGUAUCUGGAGUGACAAGGAGAUUACCCAGUGGAAGCGCAUAAUCAGCGCCGUACAUGCCAGGGGUAGCUAUUUUAUACAGCAGAUAUGGAGCCUAGGCCGCGCAGGCGACGCACAAUUUGCGCGCUCCAAGGGCAUCAAGUAUGCAUCCAGCAGCGCAAGUCCUAUGGAGGGGUCUGACAUAACGCCUGAGGAACUUACUGAGGAGGAGAUCUGGGUCAAAAUUGACGGUUUUGCCCAAGCUGCGAAAGCAGCCAUUGCGGCAGGGGCGGAUGGCGUUGAGCUGCAUGGCGCUCACGGUUACUUAAUUGAUCAGUUCACUCGAGAAUCUAUCAACAAGAGAACCGACAAAUGGGGUGGCUCAGUUGAGAACAGGGCACGCUUUGCCAUUGAGGCUGUCAAGGCCGUUGCUGCUGCUGUCGGGGCAGAGCGUACGGCUAUUCGCCUUAGCCCUUGGGCGACGUUCCAAGGCGCCACAUCAUCUGAUCCACAGGCUCAGUUUCUCUACAUGCUGCGCGAGUUCAAGCGGCUUAACCUGAACCUCGGCUACAUUCACCUGGUAGAAGCAACCGGCGACCCGGUCACUUGGCUGCACAAGAAAGAAGAGGACCUUGGCCAACACAAGGCAUAUAGGCAAAACACACUCCAGUACCUGCUGGAGGAAUGGGACAAUUGGUCGCCUGUCAUCAUUGCUGGUGGCUAUACUGCAGAGAACGUCUUCCCUGCCGUGGAUAACCUGUACUCUAAGUGGGAUGUUGCUGUUGCAUUUGGAAGAUAUUUUAUUUCCAAUCCCGACUUGGUAUUUCGCCUUCAACAUGGGGUUGCUCUCAGUCCCUACAAACGAGAUAGCUUUUAUACUAAGAAAACUCCUGUAGGAUACAUCGACUAUCCUGUCAGCGAAGACUUUUUGGAUGCAAGCUGGACAUGA